UGAGCUGCAGAGCAGAGAAGACCAUCCUGGAAAUUUGAAGAUGAAGUGCUUUGUUCUGCCAACUCAUUUAGCAUUUCUCUGUAGCUUUGCACUAAGUAAACCUGUCCAGAUGCCUACAAGAAAGGAUGACUUAGGUGAAAUAGCUGUGUAUGAAGGAGACAUCCUAUUGAGAAGAGGGCGACGCAGUGCAAUUAACUGUGAGAGCUGUUUAUGGCCCAAAUCACAAGACGGACUGGUCAAAGUUCCAGUUAACAUCUCUUCUGAUUUCUCAAUGACAGAGAGGUCUUGGAUUGCUGAUGCUCUGCAAGAGAUCUCCACACUGACCUGUGUGCAAUUUGUAAAUCGCACUACAGAAACAGACUACGUUUAUGUUGAGCGAGGGCAGAGCUGCUGGUCUUACUUUGGAAAGAUUGGAGGACGUCAAGCAGUAGGUCUGGUGAAAAAUGGUUGCAUGGAUAAAGGAGCAAUUCAGCAUGAAAUGAACCACGCACUGGGUUUCAUCCAUGAACAGGCACGGAGUGAUCGGGACAGGUUUGUCAAGAUUAUGUGGGAACACAUAGUGGCAGGGGAACAAGGGAACUUUGGAAAAAUGAAUUCCAAAAACCUGGGCCUUCCCUAUGACUACUCUUCAGUGAUGCACUAUGGCGCGUAUGAUUUCUCCAGCACUCCAGGAAAACCAACUAUUGUACCAGUUCCUGAUCCCUCUAUACCUAUUGGGCAGAGAGAAGGGCUGAGUAACUUGGAUGUAGCUAAAAUCAACAAGCUGUACAAGUGCAAUUGCUGUAGCUCUGUGUUGCCUAAACCCAAAGGCUCGUUCUCCUCUGUCAAUUACCCAUUCCCAUACCCGAACAAUAGCAACUGUCUGUGGUUGAUCCGCAUCCGUCGAAGUAAGAUUUUCCUGCAGUUUGAGGCCUUAGAUCUCCAACACUCCUCAGACUGUUCUUCUGACUAUAUAAAAAUUUACAAUGGGAACAGCAAGAGCUCCCCUGUAUUGCUGGACAAGUACUGUGGGAAGGCUCCACUGCCCUCCUUAGUGGCAUCUGGAUCGACAAUGCUGGUAGAGUUUGUAAGUGAUGAGAGCAUUACAGCCACAGGAUUCAGAGCCUCCUACAACAGAGUGAAUUGUGGAGACACCUUCAGAGAUUCAAAAGGAGUCAUCACCUCUCCAAACUACCCCAAUAAAUACCCCAAAAACCGAGCAUGUUUCUGGGUCAUCACUUCUCCAGUAGGAUACAAGAUCUCUCUCAAAACAUUAUCCUUUGAGCUGGAAUAUAGUGACAGAUGCAUCUAUGACUACUUGCUCAUACAUGAUGGAAGCCGCCCUACAUCACCUGCAGUUGGCCCUUAUUGUGGGACAGAGAAGGUUGCAGACUUUACUUCCACUGGGAACUUUGUGCUGGUUGAAUUCCACAGUGAUUUAGUGUGGGAGUUGCCUGGAUUUGUGAUGAGUUAUACAUUUGCUAGGUAAGUACAAUACAGAUGGUGUUCGAAAAACACAGAACGAGAGUAAGAGUCCAGCUAGCCACAGGUAAAA
This is a messenger RNA of Poecile atricapillus (Black-capped chickadee), 1534 nucleotides long. RefSeq names its product embryonic protein UVS.2-like. The transcript is spliced from 11 exons. Gene Ontology annotation, biological process: proteolysis. The record is from RefSeq and is a predicted model, not a curated record. The coding region runs from base 41 to 1468 and encodes 475 amino acids. Lineage: Eukaryota; Metazoa; Chordata; Aves; Passeriformes; Paridae. Gene Ontology annotation, molecular function: metalloendopeptidase activity; zinc ion binding.